AUGAGAAUUGACUUGAAUCAAUAUGAUUAUUUUACUAAUAAUCUUCUACUAGUAAGAGAUGAUACUUCAACUGAUUCAGAUGGGUGUGUUGAGUGUCCUUCUUCAUCUUCAGAUACUUGUCCAACUUGUCCCAAGGGUCAGCAAUGCGUUCAACAAACUAGAACUUGUCAAGAAUGUGCAAAAUUUGUAUGUGUUGAAGCUACUUCAUCUCGUGGUAAAACUACUCCAAUAGGUGGUAUAGUAGGUGGUGUUAUUGGUGGAUUAGCAUUUAUUGCCGUAAUAGCAGCUACGUUAUAUUAUUUUUUAAUUUAUCGUAAAAGACAUCCGGUUAUGUUAUAUGAUGAUGAUGAUGAAUAUUUAGAAGAUGGUGAUGAUUCUAGUGAUUUUGCUUUAACUAGAAUGGAAACAAUUAAAGAGAGUAAAGAUUUAAAUGAGUCAUUUGAAGAUAAUAAUGUUCAAAAUGGAAAUACAUUAAUUAACGAUAAUGACGAAAAUAACAAUAAUAUCAAUGGCAAUGUAACACAUAAUAAUUCAAGUGGUGAAACUUUACAUAAUAUAAAUGGAGCAGCUCCUGUUGAACGACCAGUUGCUAGAAGACAAGGUACAAAUCAAAAUAUUCAAAAAAAGCGUAUGAAAAGAGUAUCUUCAUAUGAAUCAUUCACAAGACCAAAUACAGGUAAAAUAAGAAAUAAACAACAACUAUUACAGGCUCAACAAAGAAGAGCAAGACAGCAGAAUAUCGUAAAACAAGCAAACAAACAACAAAGUCUUCAACUGCAACAAAAAGUACAAAUGAAUCCUCAACAACAACAAAUUUAUAUGAAUCCUUCAAACAGAAACUCAGUAGCGACUUCAUUUUCAAAUGCUUCUAAUAUUUUGCCAAUUGCUUAUAUACCUGGUGUGACCGUUCGACCUACAAAAGAUAAUACAAGAUCGUUAUAUUCAUAUGAUAGUGAAUCAUUAUUUUCAGAUUUGAAUACAAUUGAGAAUGCAUCGAUUAUUGGAGAUGUAGUAUGGGCAAAUCAAAACAGUGCAAAUCCAGAACUACUUAACCAACAACAACAACAACAACAACAACAACAACAACAACAACAACAACAAAAUCAACAAUCACAGCAAAAUCAACCGGUACAACAAGAUAAUAAUAAACAAGCAACAAUGACAGCCAUCAAGGCACAACCAAAAUUAGUCAACGUAGAUAGGAUAGAAGAAGAAGAAGAGGAAGCAAGUGAUGAUGAUGAUAUAAUCAUUGAAGAAAGCGAGGAAGAAGAAGAAGAAGAAGAAGAAGAAGAAGAUGGGGACUCUGAUGUUGAUUCUGAUGUAGAUUCAGACAUUGGACAAAUAACAAGAGCUACUUCAGUUAAAGUUAAGAAAACUGUAAAUCAUAAUGAUGGUACAAAUAGUCGUGAAGUAUUAAUGGAUGUUAAACCGACUGUUAAUACUAAUUCUAGCACGAUCGAUAAUGAGCUGGGAUCAAUUUUAUUAGAUGUUCAAUUCGAUCACAGUCCAUUAACUACACCUACUAAAUUUGAAUUUGAUAAUUCCAAUGAUAGAAAUAGUCCAUUUAAAGAUCCAAUGAAUCAAUGA
This is a messenger RNA of Insectozyma verbasci, 1587 nucleotides long. The record is from the annotation of a GenBank genome assembly. Lineage: Eukaryota; Fungi; Ascomycota; Pichiomycetes; Serinales; Debaryomycetaceae.